AUGUUGGGUAGUGUAUUCCGCCGUGCGGUUUCUCGCCAAGUUUCUCGACCGAUUUCCACAACAGUUCAAGCUGCUCAAGAACAAAAAGAGACACCCAAAAAACGUAAGUUUUUAAAAAUAAAUUUUCAAAAAAAAAAUAAAUUUUAGCAACAAUUUGGAAAAUCGAUGAGCAAAAACGUGAUCGUCUCGCAAAUUUCGGACGUUAUGCCGCUGAAUGUUUGCCAAAAUUCGUGCAACGAGUUCAAUUUGCUGCUGGAGAUGAGCUCGAACUUCUUAUUCAUCCAUCAGGGGUUGUUCCAGUUCUCUCAUUCUUGAAAGGAAAUCACUCGGCCCAAUUCACCAAUUUGACAUUCAUCACUGGAAUGGAUGUUCCAACACGUAAAAAUCGACUUGAAGUUAUCUAUUCUUUGUAUUCGGUUCGAUUCAAUGCUCGAGUUCGUGUUCGAACAUAUACCGAUGAAAUUGCUCCAAUCGAUUCAGUUACACCAGUUUUCAAAGGAGCCGAUUGGUUAGUUUUUCAAUGUUUUAUCUGAAUUUACUACAACACAAUAUUUUGCAGGUUUGAACGUGAAGUUUAUGAUAUGUAUGGAGUUUGGUUCAAUAAUCAUCCAGAUUUGCGAAGAAUUCUCACUGAUUAUGGUUUCGAAGGACAUCCAUUCCGUAAAGAUUAUCCACUUUCCGGAUACAGUGAAGUAUAUUUUUUCUCUACUAAAUGUUUUUUCAAUCGAGUCAUAUUUUAAAAAUUUGGUUUUAGGUACGAUAUGAUCCUGAAUUGAAACGUGUUGUUUACGAACCAUCCGAACUUGCUCAAGAAUUCCGAAAAUUCGAUUUGGACACACCAUGGGAAACUUUCCCAGCUUUCCGUAAUUCUUCAAUCACAAGUGGUUAUGAAACAAUUCACGAACCAGCAGCACCAGCUCCAGAGAAGAAGUAA
This is a messenger RNA of Caenorhabditis angaria, 934 nucleotides long. NCBI's taxonomy places the organism in Eukaryota, Metazoa, Nematoda, Chromadorea, Rhabditida, Rhabditidae. The record is from the annotation of a GenBank genome assembly.